This is a messenger RNA of Empidonax traillii (willow flycatcher), 1423 nucleotides long. RefSeq names its product ectonucleotide pyrophosphatase/phosphodiesterase 6 (gene ENPP6). The coding region runs from base 35 to 1390 and encodes 451 amino acids. Lineage: Eukaryota; Metazoa; Chordata; Aves; Passeriformes; Tyrannidae. The transcript is spliced from 8 exons. The record is from RefSeq and is a predicted model, not a curated record.
CGGAGCUGCCGCAGAUCCCUCUCUGCUGCCUGCCAUGGGGAACCACAGCCUCCUCGCCGCCCUCCUGGCCGCUGCCCUCGCCGCCCUCCUGCCUCUUCCCGCCGCCCCCUCGGCCCACCGCAAGCUCCUGGUAUUCCUGCUCGACGGCUUUCGCUUCGACUACAUCGAUGACAGCGAGCUGGAGGGUCUGCCGGGCUUUCGGGACAUUGUGAACAUGGGGGUGAAGGUGGAUUACAUGACCCCAGACUUCCCCAGCCUCUCCUACCCAAAUUACUACACGCUGAUGACAGGUCGCCACUGUGAGGUCCAUCAGAUGACUGGAAACUACAUGUGGGACCAGAAAGCAAAUGUAUCUUUUGAUAUUGGUGUGAAUAAAGAAAGCCUGAUGCCUCUCUGGUGGAAUGGAUCUGAGCCUUUGUGGGUCACAAUGAUGAAAGCGAAAAAGAACGUUUCCAUGUACUAUUGGCCAGGUUGUGAGGUCGAAAUCCUUGGAGUCAGACCAAGUUACUGCCGCGAAUACUUCAGUGUCCCAACAGACAAAAACUUUGCAGAUGCCAUCAUCGAUGCCCUCGAGUCCCUGUGCAACGGCAGUGCUGAGAUGGCCGCGGUGUACUACGAGCGCAUUGAUGUGGAAGGCCACCACUACGGCCCUUCGUCCCAGCAGAGGAAGGACGCUUUGAAGGAGGUGGACAAAGCCUUGAGCAACAUGAUCUCACUCAUCAAGAGAAAAGGCCUUCAGAAUGAAGUCAAUGUCCUCCUCUUCUCUGACCAUGGAAUGACAGACAUCUCCUGGGCAGACAAAGUGAUUGAGCUGAACAAAUAUAUCAAUAUGAGCGAUACCAUACAAAUGAAGGACCGAGGUCCUGUUGUGAGCCUCUGGCCGGUUCCGGAGAAGCACGCAGAGAUAUAUCAAAAAUUAAAAGCUGUGGAACACAUGGAUGUUUAUAACAUACAGGAUAUUCCAAACAGGUUUUUCUACAAAAAGGGAAGAUUUGUGUCUCCACUAACUCUCGUGGCUGAGGAAGGAUGGUUCAUAGCAGAGAGCAGGGACAAGCUGCCCUUCUGGGAAAAUGGGACAGGGAAGAAGGAGGCCUGGCAGAAUGGCUGGCACGGCUACGACAACGAGCUCAUGGACAUGAGAGGCUUCUUCCUUGCAUAUGGACCAGAUUUCCGAUCCAACUACCGAGCACCUCCCAUCAGAUCCGUGGAUGUUUACAACAUCAUGUGCAGCCUGGCAGGAAUACAGCCACUGCCCAACAAUGGCUCCUGGUCCAGGGUGGAGUGCAUGCUCCGAAACACAGCCCCCUUGGCACCACUCCCCCCGUGCAGCAGCUGUGCCCUGGCACUAGCUGUGCUCUCCCUGUUCGCCAAGCAGAUCUCCUUACUGUGAUCCCUGAACAAUGUCGGUCAGUGUCACCAGCAA